Osmia lignaria (orchard mason bee) is the source of this 33453-nucleotide messenger RNA. Lineage: Eukaryota; Metazoa; Arthropoda; Insecta; Hymenoptera; Megachilidae. The record is from RefSeq and is a predicted model, not a curated record.
AUCAACAACGACAGACGAGACGGAUGCUCGAGAAUCGCGGAUGAUUUCCGAAUACUGAGGGAAAGAAAGAAAAAGCAUAGGGCGGGACGAAGAUAGCCCGAAGAGGAAGCCCGAAGAGGCCUGGCGUCGCCACGGUCGUCGGCUACCAAGAGAUCUCCGCCAGUGCAGCACCGACGAGCCUCGUGCUAUAUCCAGACGAAUUCUCUUUCUCUCUUCAUCGUCCUAUUCCCUUUCGCUCUUCAUCGCGCGAGACAGUACGAGGCGUAGCUCCUUCGUCGUCGAUCGGAUCCUCUUCAUCGUCGCGAUCGAUGGCGUUCCUUUUCGUGUUCGUGGUUAAAAAACGAACGAAAAACUGGCCAGGAACGAAGUGAUCGUCGAGCCAGGCUCGACGUGGAAGAGGAAGAGGAGGGAACGAUCAUGGGCAACGCGACCGCGAAGAGUCGCUACUCGAAGAGCAGCCUACAAGUCGGCGGUACCAACAGGAGACCGCGUUGGGAGGGAUCAGGACUUCCAGCUCCACCAGGGAAACCGAUCUUAAUACCAGGAGCGGACGAAUCUCAACCGGAUGUGGUCGCGAUUCGUUGGGAAAGGUCACCGAGUAACGGUGGCUCGGCCAUUCUCGGCUACCUGGUUGAACAUCGAAGGCUCGGUUCGCAGCAUUGGGUGCGAAGUACACCGACACUUUGCACCUUCCCGGAACUGACCUUGAGCGGCCUCGAACCAGGAUGGCGCUACCAGUUCAGGGUCAGGGCUCAGAACGCGGUGGGUCUGUCGCGACCCAGCGAGAUCUCCGACGCUCUAACGGUGACCUUGCAAAGGUCCGCCUCCUCGGCGCCGUAUUUCGAGCAAGAACUGAAGGAUACGGUCGUUUUGGAAAAUGAACAGGCUGAGUUUGCGGUACGAUUCACUGGUUCACCUCUGCCGAAGAUUUCGUGGUUCAAAGAUGGCUUCGAGAUCUUCAGCAGCAGGAGGACAAGAAUCAUCACCGACAGUGGUAGAAGCGUUCUCUUGAUCCAUCAAACUGCCCUCAACGACGAGGGUGAAAUAAAAUGUACUGCUACCAAUAGAGCUGGACACACUAGUACCAAAGCAAGAUUGGUUUUAGAAGCUCCUCCGAAAAUACGACUUCCACGCCAGUACGAAGAUGGUCUCCUUUUCGAGCAAGACGAAACGAUCAGAUUGAAAGUGUCGUUAGCUGGAAGACCAUCGCCUUCUGUAAUUUGGUACCAUGAUGGAGAAAUCAUUGCCCACGACCAGAGGCAUAUUUUCGAAACGAUGGACGGUGAAUCAGUCUUGAAGAUCCCUGAUGCGAAACGCGUAGACAGAGGAGAAUACACUGUCAAAGCUGUGAAUAAACUUGGGGAAGACACAUCCUCGUUUCUGGUCACUGUUACAGAUCGACCAGCUGCACCAGGAAAAGCAAUGGUCACAAUGACCUUAGGUAGAACGGUGUCUCUAUCGUGGAGAGAACCUGAAGACGAUGGUGGUUGCAAGAUAGGCACAUACAUCGUCGAGUAUUACAGGAUUGGCUGGGAUGUAUGGUUGAAGGCGACCACCAGUAGACAAACCAAAGCGACGUUAUCGGAAUUGAUCGAGGGAUCGGAAUAUAAAUUUCGAGUAAAAGCUGAAAAUCCGUACGGCGUGAGCGAGCCUAGCGAGGAGAGCGACGUAAUCUUCAUUCCAGACUUAAAAAGAGGGAUAAUGACGCCCUCGUUGAGCGGAAAAUCACAGAGCCACAGAGAAAUCAGAUCGCGAGAGAAACGGGAGGUGAGUUUCGCCGUGCCUGCUCAAAGAACCAGAAGUUUGACAAGGGAGGAGUCACGAAACCGGGACGAAGACGAUGACCUACGUUUUGGUCCGGGUAAUCGGUCGUCGUCCGCACAGAGGCUGACAGGAAGACCAUCCAGAGCGGACAGCAGGGUCACUUUCGCGCUGGACACUUUAGACAAUUCGGAGGCGCCCAUUCCUCCGGCCAGAUCGAGGGAUCAUUCCACUUUGAAACACGAGAAUCGUGUCGAGAAUCACUCGGAUCGUCCUAGUGUUCCUGUAGCAGCGCCAGUUAAUCAAAGCAAGGAGAAACCCACGAGGGUAACAGUCUCGCCACCCCCCGCGAUGGACGAAUCCAGCCGACGUGCGAUAUUCAGAGAAUCGCGGUCGAGAUCCGUUUCCAUACCCAGGGAACGUAGCAUGUCUCCGUUAUCGAUGCCGAAAAUUCAAGAGCAACGAGAGGAAGAAGGUUCCUUAACUUCGUCGCGUCUUCGACCGUCUUUGAACUUAAUCCUGAAAAAACAACAGGCCACCGUUGAUGAACCACAACCACCGCUCGUCAAGAGUAAUUCACUGGACGUGGAUAAACCAGGAUCGCCUACUACUCCCAGAGAGGACGACGAGAGUGUUCUCCAUGGAAGUUCGGAGUUUAUGUUGGUUUUGUAUCCAGAGGACCAAGAUCAGGGCAAGAAGUACAGGGACAUCGAUGGCAGGCGGAAGACGUCAGACACCAGACAGGCGGCGGAGGAAACGGAAGACAUGGAAGACCUGAUACCACCCCCGAUGUCGCUGUCCCUUCCGGAAUUAUUCAGCCUCGAGCACCAGGUGGUAGAAACCCUUCGCGAAGCGGUCAGUUCGACGGAGCUACUUCACGAACGAGCGAUGGAGCGUUUCUACAAAGCGGUAGCAGCUGAAGAGGCUUCCGAAGUGGGUAAAAGAAAGAUCCAGCUCGAAAGAAAGACAGGAGAACUGGCAUCCACCGUCGAAACAAAAGCAGAAGACAUCGAAGAUACCCAAGAUCGAUUAUUAUCCCUUCGACGACGGAUGUCCAACCCUGCGGUAGUUCCUCAGAAUCUGAUCACCUGGCAGCCGAAGAAGAAUCGCAGGAGGUCCAGCGAAGCGGACACCAUGAAGACAUCCAUCAAACUUGUAACCCCCUCUUUGUUAGCCGAUAUCGAAGCAAGAUCCGAUCCAAAUCUGCCCAAUGACACAGAGACACCUGUGGCUCAUCCUUGGGCGCUGGACAAGGAGGAGGACUCAGCGACCCAACUGCGCAGGUGGCACGACGCCAACGUACCAUUGGUCGAGAGAAUAAACGAAGACAAAUCGAUACCCUGGCAGAGUAGCACCAAUCAAGAGAGUGUAUCAAACAGAGGGGUGGUUCCAGAGUCUCUACCAAUCUUACAACAGGACACGAAACAAGAAGAGAUGGAAGAAGAGGAGGAAGAAGAAAGCAUCGAGACCUCUGAAGAAUCAUCCGAAGAGAUGAGCAGUGCUGAUAGCGAAGAUUUGAAGCUUCUGAAGGCAAGGAUUCUCGCCAGACAGGUGCUAGAGGAAGAAGACACUUAUCAUCCUUCGGGAAGACCAAUUUUACACAUCGAACCUGAACCACCACCGAUCCCACCCCAUAGAGUACCCAUUUUGGAAGUUUCUCCACCUACUCCUACCAGAACCGUCGCGCCACCAUUGUCCCCUACUAAUCUGGUUCCUAAGUCCAUUCUGAAGAAACCUAAAGAAGAACCCGCUCCUCAGAACAGCUUCGGAAGACCGGUUCCUCCUGAGAAACCCAUCAGGAAGAUUCCUCCUCAAGCUGCAGAAGUAGCCAAAGAUGAAGAGAUUCAGCCGCAGGUUGCGGCUGAAAUGAUCAGACCGCCUGUGAUGUCGGAGUCUGAUACGGAUAGCAUGCUGUCCGCAGGUGAAGCAGCUAAGAAUCGUAGGAUUCAGGCGAAGAUGAGGUCGAACGUCUCCGAAGAAGAGGUCGAUGAAGAUGAUAUCGAAGCACGAAUGGCGGUGGUUGAUCAUUACACGGAGAUUGUUAGAGAGCAUUCGAGUAAAUUCAAUUAUAGAAGCUCCGAAGAGAGGAAACUGGGCGACAGUGUGGCUAGCUCCAGAAGAUCCUCCUUCUCGGAGGAUCAGGAGCAAAGUCAUCUGAAAGAUCGUCUAGAAGCUUUCGCGACUAAGAGUAAUAGACAAGAGACCAGAGAAGCUCAACAGGUUCAACUACCGAAGGUGAAGAGCAAGAAGAAUGAACAAGUUGGUCAAGCGAAAAGGAUUUCAGGUUCUCGGGGGACCACUCCUGCGAGAGAUACCAAGCCAGGAGAGAAGAGAAUCAGUCGACCAUCUUCCAGGAACCAAUCUCCAGCACCAAGGUCUAGAAACGUGUCCGUGGAGAGAGGUGGAGCUUCUUCGAGGUCCUCGUCGAAGACCAGAAUUCGAGCCCCUUCGCAAGACAGAAAACCUCCGUCCAGGACUGGUUCGGAGGAUCGACGAUACGUCAGAGAGCAGUCCGUCGACGAAGGCGUCAGAAGGACGAAGAGAGCCUCUUCGAGAACGCGUUCCAGGUCCAGUUCCAAGGACAGAAACCGACCGGAGACUCCGAUCGAGUUGAAAAAGGAACGAUUGCAGAGAAGUUUGGACAGCAAGAAGUAUCGUCCCUCCAGGCGCAGAUUCCCCGCGGGCUACCCUGAAGUACCAUGGAGAGAAAGUAGAUUGAACGAAGAGCGACUGGCGAUCGAGGCGAAAUACAACGUCAGAAACACUGUCGGAUACGUAACUGACCUUACGCUACUGUUGGCAGCUGUCUACGUUUAUCUCUUCAAGAAAGAGACUUUGGCGAUCCCUUUCAUCGCUCUUCUUCUUUACAGAAGAGUACAACACGAGAUUCAUAAUCAGACGGCGAAAGCCAAAGGACCGCCGCGAUGGCUGGACCCGGACCAGGUUCUUUCGGUUCAGGGACGAACAGGCGAAGACGUCGUCUUUGAACCAAAAUUACGGUGGUCCGAUGUUUUCGACGAGCUACGAUUCGAAUUAAUUCGCGAAGAUGUACCAAUACCGUCCGAUAGAUACCGCGUACAAAUGAGAGGCAACGUGGUCCAAUUGACUCUGAAACAAUCGCAAAAGGACGACACCGGACAUUACGCUCUGGUGGCGACCAGGCUCGGUCAAGGAUUCGACAAAGGAUCCUCGAAGAAGAUUCAUCUGAGCGUCGAUGAGCCGAUUUCCGAAGAGGGUGACCCACCUGUUUUUCUACGAAGAUUGACCGAUCUCGCGGUCAAAGUUGGAACGAGGACCAGGUUUCUCGUGGAGAUUCGAAGUUCGACCACACCGAAGAUCACUUGGCACAGAAAUGCGGAGCCGGUACACGCGGGUUCGAGGUUUUCUUUCGUCCACGAGGGAAACUUCUACUGCGUCGAUGUGGCUCCUGUCACCGUCGAGGACGAAGGACAGUGGACGUGUAUGGCGGAAAAUCCAAGUGGAAGAUCAUCUUGUACAUCUCGUCUGACCGUAAUUGUCCCGAAAGCAUACAAAAGGCCAGAAUUCGUCGAGGAGCUUCGUGCUCUGUUAACAGAAACCGGAACAGUAUCGUUAGAAUGUAAAGUGGUCGGUGUACCUACUCCGGUAUUAAGAUGGUUUAAAGACGACAAAGAAAUCAAGGCUGGCGAUGUGUUUGCUUUAACUGCCAACCCUGAUGACCCAACCUCCCUUGGCAUUUAUACUUGCGAGGCGGUGAAUUGCAUGGGAAUCUCUUACUCCUCUUCGAAAGUACACGUAGUUGGAAAAGGUAGCAGAGAGGGUUCUCUGAAACCAGCGGAUUCUAUGACACCCUCCGGUCCUCUUCCUGUUUUUUCACGAAUUCUACAAGACGAAUGUUGCAGAAUUGGAGAUACUCUUCGUCUUUCUUGUCAAGUCCAAGUGCCACCAUGGCCAAAAACGAUUACAUGGUACAACAAGGAGGGGCGAAUCGAAGCCACCGAAAAAUACCACGUGAUGGAGGAUGGACUGGGUGGAUAUUCUAUAGAGGUAAACCCCGUAGAAGCCAUGGACGAAGGCGAAUGGAAAUGCGUCGCCAGCAGUACGGAGGAUAUGAAACAAUUCACAACUUGCUAUGUUGCAAUGUCCAUUCCAAAGAACUACAGGAAGCCACGCUUCAUGGAGAGCUUGAAGGCUGUUCUGACGGAAGAAGGUUUGGUAUCCUUCGAAUGCAAGGUCGUAGGAUUUCCUACACCUUUGCUGAGGUGGUUCAAAGAUGGCCAGGAAUUAAAACCAGGAGACGUUUAUCAGUUAACUGGAACCAACUCCUUAGGAUCUUAUUGCUGUAUCGCAAGAAAUUGUAUGGGCGAAGCAAAAAGCACAGCCGAAUUAACGAUCGAAGAUAUUCAAAAUCAGUUGAACGAAGAAGAACGUAUGCAACUUUUGAGUACAAAUCAACCACCCUCCUUCAUUAAAGGUCUGAGGAGCUGUGAGGCAAGAAUCAACGAAGAGUUUCAUUUUACCGUACAAGUCAGUAUUUCCCCUGUGCCAAGUCUCGCUUGGUACAGGGACGACGUGCCAGUCGAGGAGAAUGAAAAAUAUCAGAUCGCCAAGGAGAAUCUUGGCACGUGCCAUCUCGACGUAAGAAAGCUCGAAUUUGUCGACCAAGCAGAGUGGAAAUGCGUGGCUUCCAAUGAUUUCGGUCACAGCGUCACAUCUUGCUUCUUGAAACUAAUCAUUCCCAAGCACUACAAGAAACCGAAAUUCCUCGAGAGUUUGCGGGCCAUAUUGUCGGACGAAGGUGCAGUGAACUUAGAGUGCAAAGUGAUAGGUGUCCCGCAACCGAUUCUCAAGUGGUACAAAGAUGGCGUGGAAUUAAAACCGGGGGAUAUUCAUAGAAUCAUCUCUGGACAGGAUGGCACCUGCUGCCUGGGAACUUACACCUGUGAAGCUACCAACUGUAUGGGAACCGUCAGUAGUUCCGCGUCUCUUUUAGGUUUCGAAGAUAAAUUUCCGGUUCGCAAAGAGGCUAAAGAGGUCCAGUCACCGAAUGGCCACGAACUCGCCAGGAACUUGUCCCUCUCGACGAUACACGAAGAAAGAACGUCUCAAUUAUACGACACCCCGCAAACUGAUCAUUCCGUCACGUUAGACGAUCGAGGAGAAGUGUCCUUCAGUUUCGAUGGCAAAGAAGUUUCCGUCAGCCUGUACGAAACACCCGAUCUUACGGAAGAAGAAGCUCUUCAAAUUGUUGAAAUGUAUGCUGAUCAGUUGUCUGAACACGUAACAGAGCACAACGUGAUCGAGCUGCCACCAAUGAGAUUCGUUAAGGAGUCGUCAAAUUCUGGAAACUUAUUGAUGGAGGCUGUGGUGAUCGACGUCUCCCCGGAUUACUUCGUCAGCGCUGAAGAUGGCGACGACCUUCGAACCGAGGCUGACUUCGAGGACGCUUCCAUCCUGGACGACGUGACCCGCGUAUUUUCCUCUCCCGAACGCGAUUCCCGUGGUUCAUUGAAGAGAUCGGCCAUGUAUAGUUUAGAGGAUGACGACAAACCGCCUUCGAGGCCGCCGAGAAAGAAGUCCACUUCUUCGUCGAAAAGCGAGAAAAGCGAGAAGAGUCAAAAAAUGGAAUCGGAAAGUUUCCACAGCGCUCAGAAGGAUGAACCCUUCUCUCCCGUCUCUCCGAUGUCUCCGGUGUCCUCGUUGAAACAGGACGACAGCGACACGUUUGCCGAUGCCUUGUCUUCCGCGAGGUUAUCCAUCUCUGAGAAUCAAGUUCAGAAACUGUACGAAGCUGGCCACGACCGGAAACGCAGUCUGAGCGCGGAUAAAACAGCCGGUUCCAGCAUCGACGAUGGAAUAGGUGGCGAUUCCUCUUUCGACUCGGUCACUGGUGUCCCGAAGAAAAAGAAACACAGGAAGAAAAAGCACAAGAAGGAGAAAGGUAGCUCUGAAGAAUCUUCAAUUGGCAGUGAGAUAGAUGGGAAAAGGCGAAGAAGUAGAUCCGCGAGCAAAUCCGACCUGCAUCAGCGUAUAGAGUCUAUCAACAAAACUGAAGAACCGUACGUUGAAGACGUUCCAGAUAAAUCCAGCGAGAGGAAACCAUCCAGCGAUUCUGACAAGUCUCUGUCGAAAAGUAACAAAGAAAGACUGCUGGAUAACAUGAGGAAGAUGAAGGAUCCUGUUCUAGUGGUACGAGAUACCUUGGUGAACAUAGACCAACUGGACGCGAAAUUGAACUCCGAGAGCGAAGAAGAUUGCAAGGUUAUCGUUACGGAGAAUAUAAUUAAACCUAUUCAAAAUUUAUGCGAAGAAGUGUCCUCCGUAGAGGCUAAGGCUUUGAAGAGUGCUGGAGACAGGUCGUUGACCCAAAAUGUUCGAAUCUCUUUGCUGGAAGCGAUUGGAGGCCCAACCGAGGAGCUUCUUCGAGGAAUGGAAUUAAUAGGUCGUCAAGAGAACGUGAAGAAUCGCAAGACAGACGUGAUAGCCAUACUAGAGAGUCUGACAGACCCUGUGGAUGAGAUUCUCAUGGGAAUCACCAAGAUUGAACACGAACUGACUGGUAGAGCCAAAGGUGAAAGACCUAUAGCACUGAUCAGGAUGACCUCGGCUGUGUCCAAGCUCGACGAGAACAUCAGGAAGAUCCUGACAGUGGAUAAGAGAGCUACGAGACUAGUUUCCAGUUUGGAGGAUAUCCUCAGCACCUUGGACUUCUUCUUGAACGACGUCUCCGUAGACCCAUCCAAGGGAACCAUAGAAACUGUGGACACAGUGGUGGUUGAGUCAUUGUCCAGAUCUGUGGAAGACGUGGCCCGAGCUCUGGGUGGUUUCUCAUCGAACGUACAAGUCUCCAAGGUCAUUGACGAGCUUCUGACUCCGACACGCGAGUUGAAGGCCAAACUGGACACCCUGAAGUCAGCCUUGGAGACCUACGAAACCAAAGGCAUCUUGUCGGAGCAUAGAACCAAACUGAUCGAGUCUCUUCAGGAAUCUGUGGGUCAAAGUAUACAGGAGAUCCAGAAGGUGAAAGAAAAGAGUACUACCGAAGUACAGAAGGCACCAGCCGACCAGGCGAAACAGGACAUCCUGAAGGAAGUGAGGCUGACUCUUCACGAGGCGUUGAAGUCUUACGAGAACAUCGCUGGUACUCUUGAUCCACGACUCUCCACGGUGUUCGAUCGAGUCGACGAGAUGUACCGAAGGCUAAGGACACCCCAGAAGAGGGACAUCGGCAUCGAGACCCUGAUGAACCUGGAGGGUCCUCUCUAUUCCCUGCAGUGCGCUCUGACCUCGAUGGCGAUAGUGGAGAACUCUGAGAUGGUCUUCAAGCUCCUCGAACCAGCCAUCUUUCAGCUGAAAUUAACUAUAACGAGUCUGGAGGAAAGUUCCUUGAAACCUGUAAUGGAAAUGUUGCAGAGUAUCGAGAAGACUGUCAGUGGAACAACGAACGAAUACGAAGAGACGAUUUCUUCGAGAUCUGUUCAAGACGAGCCUCAAACUCUGACGGAUAGGAUCUUGGAUCCUCUGAUCGACGUCCAAUCUGCUCUCAGCGCAGCUCUUCAGACUAUAGAGGAUGUUGAUUCCGUUAAAAAUGGAGCAACUAGUCCCCAGAAAAUAUUGGCCUCUUCAGAAAUAGCUGCUUGUCUGAUAGAGCUGAGGCAGUGCGUGUCUGACACUGCUCACACAGCGAUGACCCUGAGAGAGGACGAAACCCUGAACAGUCUGAUCGAUUUAAAAGAGCCUCUACUGGAUCUACAACUUGCUCUUACCUCUGAAGACAGAAGCUUCCAGGAAUUGCCGGUGAUACGAAAAGCGUCCGUGCCUCUGGAGAAACUGAACGUUGUGGUAUCUACGGUGCUGCGCCAUUGCGAUUCUCAGGAAAGCAUCAAAGCUGUGAGCGAAGUCUCGAAAAUGUUGGAGGAAAUUGAAAAGCAGCUGCCGAAAACCGUGACGCGAUUGAUCGAUGCUGAAGAGGCGAAGAGGCAUUACCUGGAGGGUAUGAAUAUUGAUGAGAACCUCAGCAACGUUCAUUUUGCUUUGUCUUCAGUUUUGGAGAGGCAGGAGAAGAACUACCCUGGUCGUGUAUCGAGUUUUACCAACUGUAUCGAAGAAUUGAGACAGAAUCUUGGUUCCUCAGCUGUGGCCAUAGCGAACCUGAAAAAUCCAUUUGAUGAAGAGAUCGUAGAACAAGUUUAUCGAUUAAAGGAAACCUUGCUAAACCUGCAGAGAUCACUGUUGACUCAGGAACACGAUGUAGAAGAGGAGCAGAUAUUGAAAGACCUGAUAAGUCCGAUUGAGAAGCUGAAGAAUAUCGUUCAGAGCAUCGUGAACAGCGAUGCCAAGUCGGACGCGGUUCUUCCGGUUCUGGAGCUCCUGGAAGAAAUAGAAAAGGACACGCCUCUGAUCGCGAAAGAAGUCUCGAAGAAGAUGGCUCAGAAAGAGGCUGAGAAAUUGAUUCCAAAAAAGAAAAAGCAAAAGACGCCUACCUUUGAGCUGGCUGACAAAAUCAGCCGAUCCUUGGAUCCUAUGAAGCACUGGCUGUCCACCACCUCUGAAGAAAGCAUCAAGGAAGAUGAAGAAUCCGGUUUAAGCUCGACUGUGAGCGAAUUGAAGAAAGACGUAACCAAGAUCGCCAUAGAAACAUCUUAUUCUGAACCACCCACUGAUGAAAGUUUAAUAGAAGCUUUAAUUGAUCUUCAGGAACCAUUAAUGAGGCUUCGAAACGCCAUAUCGAUGUACCAUGAGCCUGCAGACUUAAACACCUUGGAAGGUCUAGGUCGACCCAUGAAGUAUCUCCUUCAGACCAUUAUGGACGUUCUCAGAGAUCACGCCGAAGAAGAAGCUCUUCGUCCGAUCGUGGACAUUGUUGAAGAGAUUGAGAAUCAGAUACCCAUCUCCAUCAAGGAGGCUCUUUAUAAGAAGGAGUUGAAGGAGAUGGUGAAGUCGAUGACUCGUGAAGAGACAGGUGCCACCACGUCUCAGGAAACCAUUCAGGAAGAGAUUGUUCCUCAGGAACUUCCUCAAGAAGUCCAAGUACAUACUUCUCAGGAAACCACUGCUGACGGUACCCUGGAAAGCAGCACUGUACUUCCUGAAGCACAGUUCUCAGAAUCUGUCAUCGAACAGACUACUAUCGAAGAAAUCAGCUCUCAAAAAAGUGAUCAGGUAAUUACGAUGAUCGAAGAGGUACCAAAGCAGAAGGUGGCUGUUGACGAAGCAAAGAAGAAAGGAGAAGAAGAAGCGAUUCAGUUGGUACUUUCUCUGUCCAAGACUCUGGAAAACGUACAGAUGGAUGUCAUGGGUAUCCUUGAAGACUUUGAACAGCCUACAACUGGUACCACCACCCUGCCGAUAUCCCAUUUGGCAAAUUCUUUGGAAGAACUGAGGAAGACCAUUUUCAUCGUAGGAGCAAAGACCGGAGAUUACGCUAAAUCGGUUCAUUCUUACGAAGAAACUGUGGAAGAAACGAUUUCCAUACUGAAGAGCCUUCAGCAGCCUCUGAAUAAUCUACAGGAAGUUCUUCGUGAAUCUCAUCAACAUGGGGCCAGAGAACUUCUUAUUCUGAAUCAUCUGAUUCAACCCUUGAACGCCAUUGAAGAAGAAAUAAUCAAUCGUUCGAUAGAGAAGCUGAAUCACGAUUCCAAAUUAAUAAAAAAUUGUCAACCAGUUCUUCAUCUCCUCAAUGACAUCAAACAGAGUGUUCCAGUGGUGGUGAAGGAUAUUUAUUCGAGACAAGAGCUGCUGGAAUCUCUUCGAGGGAUCUUAAAACCUCUGAAGAAUAUCGAGGAACGAAUGAAGAUCUUAGAAAAUGAAACUGAAGGCACUCUCGAGAGGGACGUGGCAAAGAUCCUGGUGAAUCCUUUGGAAUAUUUAUUGGAAGCCAUCAGUGUCACCUCCAGGGAGCUCCAGUUCCUCGAUCAACGAAGGGAGAUCGUCAUUGAAAUUCGAAACCUCGUCGAACCACUGGUGGAAUUCUUGAGUUGUUUGUCGGUGGUGCAGAGCAGUCGCAAAAGUCUGGUUCCUGAAGCAGCUUUGCUAGAUGAAAGGAGAAACGUGAUUCUAAAGGCUGUCGAAGAUCUUCAGCGUCAAACUACCAUUAUCUUAGAGAGGAUUCCUAAUCUGGAAGGAGCAUCGCUGUUCGAGAAACCACUGAUUUCCUUGAAGAAGGCCACUGCCUCUGUUCAGAAACAAAUUGGUAAAACUGAUUACUCUAAAAGACCCAGCAGUGUUGAUUUUACCCUUCAGUAUAAUUUAGCGUGUUCUUUCGACAAUCUGAGAAGCACCAUAUCAACCGUGGAAGAGAAUGCUGAUGAAUCCGUUCGGCAAGUGAUUUCCAAGUCCCUGGAAGCUCUUCAGAAGCAGAUAGCACUGUCGCAGACGCAUUUCAUUCAGACUAGUGAACAGCCUGUUGACGAAGAAGCUGUUGUCGAAGGGUUCUUGUAUCCCACCAACCAGCUUCAAUCAGCUUUGAACGUGCUGAAAGAACAAAUUGAUCAGAAGACGAUAGCGUCAGUGUCGAUUGAGUCGGUCAGGCUUCUUCAGGCUCUGGCGAAUUCUACGUCGGAUUUGGCUUCUUCUUUGUCCAUGCAUCGAGUGCAGUUGAUUCGCAACGGUGCAUCCGAAGGAUCGUCUUUGGUAGAGACCUUGUCUGCUGUGGUGGAUGUUCUUCAGAGUGUGAAGGAUUCUAUAAAGGCAAUCGAAAAGGUGGUCAUUGAAAAAGAGGGUGCUGGCAAGGUGCAGGAAGUUGAAAAUCGAAGUGUUUCUAUGGAUAUGCCGAUGGAUAUGCCGAUUACCAUCACGCAGAUCGAAACUAUCGUUGAUGAGGUCAUUGAAAUUUCGAAGGAAGAGAUUGAAAGUGUGCUGACGAUUGAGAGAUUGUCUCCUGAUAGAGAUCAACAGAGAACAGAAGAGGUGAAGUCUGAUAAAAUGAAGGCUAUUACGAUGGAAGAUGAAAGUGUGAAAAAGGAAGACGAUACGAAAGAUAAAAGUGUAGAGAUGAUGGAUAAAAGGAAAGAAGAAAUGGUAGAACCAGUUGAGAAAGCAGAAAUUUCUUCUGAGAAGAUGGAGGAUAAGAAAGAAAAAUUAGAGGAAGUGGAAGAAAUGGAAAUGUUAACUGAGAAAGUGGAAGAAUUGGCAAAGAAACAAACAGAUGAGGAAGCAAAAAUAUCUGAAAAGGUGGAACAAUUAGGAGAGCAGGAAGAGAAAGCGAAAGAAGUGGAAAUUUCAGUGGAGAAGGUGGACGAAUUAACAAAGAAAGAGGCAGAUCAGGUAAUGAAAAUACCUGAAGUGGCAGAAAAAUUAGAGGUAAAAGAAGAAAAAAUGGAAGCUCAGGAGAAAGAAGUGGAAACUGAAAAGGUGGAAUUAGCAAAAAAAGAAACAGAUGAAAAGGCACAGCAAUUAGAGAAACAGAAUGAAACUGUGGAAGAGCAAAUAAAGAAAGAAGAAAAAAAAGUGAAAGUCUCAACUGAAGAGAUGGAGGAAUUAUCAACAAAAGAAACAGAGAGCAAAGUAGAAAAAUUAGAAGAAAAGAAAAAACAAAUAGAAGAAGAGCAAAAAGUGAAAAUAUUAUCUGAAAAGGUUGAUGAACUGACACAAAAGAAAACAGAUGAAAAAGUAGAAAAAUUGGAGGAGAAAGUAGAAAAAGUGGAAGAGCAAGUGAAAGAAACAGAAAAAGGUGAAGCCGCAGCUACGAAGGAGGAAGAAUUGGUAACCAAAGAAGCUGAUGAGAAAACAAAGAAAUUAAAAGAAGAAGUAAAAAUGUCAUCUGAAAAGCAAGAAGUGUCUGUAAAAAAAGAUGAAAAAGUAGAAGAAAAGGAAGAAGAUACUAUAAAAAUACUGUCUGAAAAAACAGAGGAGCUUGCAGUAAAAGAGGAGAACGUUCAAGCAUUAGCAGAAGAAGCUGAAAAAUUAACAAAAGCAGAAGAAAAGAUAGAGGUAUCACCUGAAGGAACUGAAAAAGCACUAAUAAAAGAAGAGAAAACAGAAGUCUUAAUAGGAAAAGCAGAAGAAGCAAUUAAACCAGAAAAAAGUGAAGUGAGUUCAACUGAAAAAUCAGAAAAGCUUUUGCAGAAAGAAGAAAAAGUAGAAACAUUAAUUGAAAAGAAAGAGGAAAUAGGAGAAACAAGUAAAACAGAAAAACAUAAAGCAGAAUUAACUAAAGAGGUUGUAGCAGCAGAAAAAAAAGAAGAAAAAAUUAAAGGCACAGAAAAACUUGAAGAACCGAGCAAUCAAGAAGCAACAGCAGGAACGAGUGAAAAACCAGAAAAAUUGACAAAGAUAGAAGAAAAAGUAGGAGAAGCAGAAAAAAAAGAAAAAAUAAUAGAAAAAUCUGAAGAAGCCAUAAAAAAGGAAGAAACACAAGCUCUGCCUUCCAAAGUAGAAGAAUUAAUUAAGAAAGAAGAAAUCACACAAACUUCAUCUUCCAAAGCCGAAGAAUCAACGAAGGAAGAAGGUAAAACGGUAGAAAUACAAAGAACAACUAAUUCCAUUAUCACCGUGCAACAACCACUCAAAGAAUUAACAAACCUUGUGUCGUCAGCAUUAGAAGAGCCCCUUUCAUCAAAAUCCGAAGAAGAAAAACGAAAGAUUCGAGAACUAACCGCAUUGAUUCAAAUCCUCUACGACUUAAGAGCCACCGUUUCAUCGGUUCAAAAUUCAGCAUCGCCUUCCUCGAUUCCAGAACUUGAAGAACACCUCCUGCACCUAUUAAACUCCUUAAGAACCCUGGAUCGCUCCACAGAAAAAAUUCUGCGUAUAACUGAAAAAGAAUUAACACCGGCAUUGAAAGAAAACGUGAUGGUGUCUUUGCAAUUACUCCUAGAACCUCUAGACGUUCUUCAUCGUGAAUUUUCUUCUCUUCAGGAAACAGCAGUGCAGUCUUCAGCGUACGUAUCGCUGUCGAUAAACGUUCGAAACGUGACAGAAACGAUUUCUCAGCUGAUGGAAGCGAUACGUAAGACAUCAGAAUUGAAAAGAGUGAAGAUAGUUGAAGAGAUUCGAGUGCUGGCUGCGAUGAAGAAAGAAGAAAGCCAAGACAUUGAAGAAACCACCGCGAAACCACUCGAAGAGCUCAUAGAAGCCAUCAUGGUGUCCCAAGAGCACAUGAAACCUGAUGCCUCUCCUUUUGGAUCCGUUUCUCCUUCGGUGGAACCAACCGAGUCGCUUGAACAACAGAAACUUGAAGAAGAAAUGAUGCUGGAAGCAAACCUGGUAGAGAAGAUAGUGAGUCCAGUGAAAAAUCUACGAGAGUUGGUUGCAAAAAUAGAAAAACAGGAACUUGAGGAGGCUGAAACCUUGGAUCUACCUGCCAAACAAACUACUAGUAUAUUGAACACUAUACUUCAUCCUCUGGAAGAGCUGGAGAGGUCGUUGAACAUCUCUUCGGUGCAGCAAAUUGUACAAACUGAAGAAACUGUUAAAGAAACAAAGCAAAGCGUCCAGUCCUCUCAGUCUGUACCUGUUGGAGCGGUAUUAGAGGAGCUGAAGAGAUCCAUUGCUACGAUUCAAGAAGAAGUAACCUUGGCAUCUGUUAAAGAAGCAUCGAAAACGGAAAGUGGAGUGUUGUUCAUAAAUGAAGUUGAGAAAUCAUUGGAAAACCUGAAAUUCUCGCUGGCUACCGUGCAGAAGGUCGUAGCCACUGAUACCGAAAGCGUUGAAGAGUUAACUACCCAGCAGAGAACAAUGGCUGUGGAAACCUUCGUGAAAUCGGUGACAGAUUUGGGCGAAAAGUGUCUGGCAAUCGUCAGCAGACCUAAAACUAAAGUGGACACUGCUGAAGGACUCCAGAAGGAACAACUUGAAGAAGUACUGGAGAUGAUGGUGCAACCUAUUCAAGUACUACGCGAAAGUACAUCUGAGAUCGAAACGCAGAGAGCUGAAGAGAUCCAACAUAUGGAUCAAACAGAGAGAAACGUGAUCGAGGCUCUGAAGCCUCUGGUGCAUCCUCUGGAACAACUGGAGCAAUUAUUAUGCACAGCUGUUCAUCAGGACAGUUCGAUAAAAACAGAAACCGCUGAAGAGAUGAAAGAAACUGGUUCGUCCGUAGAGAAACUGAAACUGACCCCAGUUUUGGAAGACCUGCAGAAAUCCAUUGCGGUAGUUGAACAGCAGAUGGCUCUUCAAGCAAAGGAAGUUGAUACUUCGAGCGUUAAAGUUGAAUCAUCCGUAGCUGAGCUGAUUGAAAGUCCACUGAAGAACUUGAAAUCCACCAUGGCGGCUAUACAGAAUCUCGAGACGGAAGAAACCGAAGAAAUGACCAAUGAGGAAAGGACAACAGCUCUAAAGGCGUUUGCCAGGUGUCUUGAAGAGAUUGGACAGGUCUGUUCCAUAGCUUCUAGCCAGCAGAAGAUGGAGACUACUCUUCUGCAGCAGCCUCAAGUAGCUAAAUUAGAGUUUGAACAGCAAGUUCUCGAAGCCAUAUCAGGUCCCAUUCAAGUGUUACGAGAAACUGUGUCUAAGAUCGAUGAAGAAACCCAAGAAGCUGAAGCUCUUCUGGUAUCUGAGACCAAAGAAGCAGCUAACGUUUUGCAUACCUUGGUCCAGCCUUUGGAACAACUUGAAAAAUGCUUAUCCGUGGCUGUCGAGCAGACUAGCAUCGCUGGAGAAGAAUCUGCAAAGGAAAUGAAAGAUCUUCCGGCUUCUAUGAAACUAAACGUGGAACCUGUUCUUCAAGAACUACAGAAAUCGAUUGCGACGAUUCAGGAACAAGUAUCCUUUGAAACGGGAAUGGAAAAAUCAGCUGAUAAAUUGGAAACUUCGGUAGCCAAAGCUAUAGAAGAGCCAUUAGAAAAAUUGAAAGCUUCCGUAGCAGCUAUUGAAGAGAUAGUAUGCAAAACCGAGCAAACUCAAAAUCUAUCUGAAUCAGAAAAGAGCUCGAUUCUAAAAUCCUUUGCAAAAUCUGUUGAAGAGAUCAGUCAGCAUUGUGUGGCAAUGAUUUCUCAAAAAGCAGUUCCAAAAACGUUAGAAAAAUCGCAGGUAGCCAUACUUGAAGAAGCCAUCAGUCCUCUGAAAGCUUUGAGAGAGGCCAUCGACAAGAUUGAAGAUGAAAAUCUUCAGGAAGCUGAAAAGCUUGACACUUUGGAAGCUAAAGAACUAGAAAAAUCCUUGAAGAUUCUUGUUGAACCGCUACAAAAACUGGAAACUUCAUUAUUAUCAACAGUUGAACAGGCAGUAUUGACACAACUCGAAGAAACUGAAGAAAUGAAGGAUAGUGUUCCAUCAGCAGAGAAACUGGAUAUUUCUCCUGUUGUUGAGGAGCUUCAGAAGUGUGUAGCUACAGUUCAAGAACAAGUGAAGUUACAGACAGCGACAGCAAGCCCUGAAGAGAAAGCUGUCCUGGUACAAGCUGCAGAAAAGUCGUUGGAAGAAUUAAGUUCUUCGUUGACUGUCAUUCAAAGCAUAGUUGCCACUGUAUCCAACGAAGAAGAGAAAGUUUCAGACAUGGAUAAAAUGACAGCUGUUCAACAGUUUGCCCAAUCUGUCCAUGAACUUGAAGAGAAGUGCCUGGUCAGUCAAGAACAAGUAGAAGUGAAAGAAACAGCGAAGGAAAUUGAAGGAAUCGAUGCUAAAGCAAUGGAGACCAUCGUUGCUCCUGUUCACGCGUUACGCGAGACUAUCCUGAAGAUCCAAGAAGAAAAUUUGGAAGAAGUAGGAACUCUAAGAACUGAAGAGAUGAAGUUACAAGUACUGAGUCCUCUUGUACACCCUCUCGAAGAAUUAGAAAGAUGUUUGAUCACCGCUGUUCAGCAGGAAAGUGGUCAGAAACUCGAAACUACAGAAGAAAUAAAGAAAGAGUCUCUAGAAAAAGUAGUUUUGAAACCAAUUCUUGAAGAGUUAAAACAGAACAUCGUUAUUGUUCAAAAACACUUAGCUAUGGAACCUGAAUCGAGUUUCAAACUAGAAGCUGUGAAGAAUAUAACUGAAGCUAUCGAAGAAUUGUAUACUACAGCUACAGCUGUUCAGCAGGUGGUCGCAAUUUCCUCUGAAGAAGCUGAAGAAAUGAAGACUUCAAAGGCUUCUGCUUUGGAAUCCUUCGCGAAAUCAAUGGAACAAUUGGAAGAAAGAUGUCUAGCAGUAAUUAAUCAGCAAAAAGCAGAAAAAAUUGAAAAACCUGAGAAACAACAAGGAAAAUUAGUAGAUGCACAGGUUCUUCAGAAAAUCACUGAUACGAUACACGUUUUGCGGGAAUCUCUGUCUCAAAUUGAAGAAGAGAAACUACAGGAAGCUAAAGAACUGAAAAUAACGAAAGAAGAAGAAGAAGCUGGAUUAAAAUUGAACGUUCUUAUUGAGCCUCUAAAUGUAUUAGAAAAAGCUUUAAUGACAGCCGUGGAAGAAAGUAAAAUUGUGACUGAAGAAACCACGCAGGAGUUGAAGAAAACGGAAAUAGCAGUAGAAAAAUUGAAUCUCCAGCCUGUUCUCGAAGAAUUACAGAAAUCAAUCGCUGUUGUUCAACAAGGAACGAGUAAAACUGCAGUUUCCGUUGACGAAUCUGAUCUGAUGAAGAUGGCUCAGAAGUCUCUUGAAGAAAUGAAGUUAUCCAUGGCGGCUGUUCAAGAGCUGGUAUCUCAUCAAGCCCAAGAGAUCAAAGCGGAAGAAAAAUUAGAAGCUUUUGCCAAAUCCAUGGAGGAGGCUGGAGAGAAUCUGCUGGCUGUAGCCAAACAACAAGAACUGAAGAAAGCUACUUUACGCAUAGAAGAACCCCCGGCCUUGAAGGUAUCUGAAGACUUCGUGAAGACUGUGGUGACACCCAUCGCUGAACUACAUACCACCAUCGUAAAAAUUGAUAAAGAAACUGAACUGUCAAAGGAGAAGGAAAAAGAAGAAGCAGUGAUAUUCCUGAGCAUGGUUCAGCCAUUAAAAAAAUUAGAAGAAUCAUUCUUGUCAGCUGUGCAGGAAGAAAUGAAACAGGAAGCUGCUGAAGAAAUUCGUCCAGCAAUUCCAGUUCUACAGAAACUGCCUAUUCAAUCUACCCUGAAGAAGUUGAACAAAAACGUGGCAGAGAUUCAAGAACAAUUGGUCCUUGCCAAAGAAACCUUGACUCGAACAGGAAGCACCGAAGAUGUAGCUGUGAUAAAAACUCUGGAACGUUCGUUGAGUAAUUUGAGAACCUCUUCGGCAAUAGUUCAGCAACUGGCAGCCAUUGAAGAACCUGGACAGCAAAUCCUGGACGUGGAGAACGUGUCCGCUUUGCAGGCUUUUGCGAUAGCUGUUGAAGAGUUCAAAAAGAGCUGUGCAGCUAUAAUUUCAAGGCCUGCUGUGAUGUCCAGUAUCAUUGGAAAGGUACACCUUGAAGAAAUAACGAAGAAGGAAGCUUCUAGCACGGAAACCAUCCUGGUUCCUGUUAAAAUAUUGCAAGAAUCCAUCUGUACGAUCGAGGAACUGAAAUUACAAGAAACAGGAAUUCUGGACACAUCGGAGAUAAAGAAACCAACAACGGUGUUAAGCGAAUUGAUAGCUCCUCUUCAGCAAUUGGAGCAAUCCUUCAUGGCCGCCAUUCAGGGAGAACACGUGAUCGAACAUGCUGCAGAGAGUUUUGAAACUGAUAAAGCGUCCUUCGAGAAGACAGCUCUGAAACCCAUCCUCGAGGAGUUCCAAAAGUCAAUCGCUAUCGUUCAAGAGCACAUGAUUCUUGAAGAAGGUGCGCAGAGUUUAUCAGAUGCUGAAGAAGCCUCUCUGAAGAUGAUGGCGCAGACUGUGACGGACUUGAAGACCUCUGUUGCUGCCAUCCAACAGAUAACUGAAACAGUCCCAGAAAUGGCAAACGAAUUAUCUAAAGGUGAAAGUGUCGCCGCCUUUGAGACUUUCGCCAAGUCUCUUCACGACCUGGUGGAAAGAGCGGCGACCAUCGACCAUCAGCAAAUCAUCCUCGAACCUGCAGCAGACACCAUAUCAGAGGACGCUUCUUCCUUGAAGACAUGGGCGGAUAUUGUUGAAGACUCACCUGUUCAAGCUUUGGAGCCUAUGAUCGUGGACCAAGGUACCAUAGAAUCUCCAUCGGAAAUAGCCUUGUCUAUAUCUGAAGAAGAAGCUCAGGUUCUGAAGGGGUUGGCUAAGCCUCUGAGCGAACUGCGAGAAUGUCUGGCUGUGGUUGUUGAAGAACGAAAGUCGAUGGACGCGAACGAAAUGGCAUUCUCUAUGUCUGAAAGAGAGGAUCUCUCGUUGCUGAAGACAGUGGCACAGCCUUUAUUGGAGCUAAAAAACGCAGCCGUCUCUGUGAUUCUGGAACAAACUGCCGUCGAAUCAGCUGGAGAGAAAUCCUUUGAAGAAAAACCGGAAACCAACCUGAAUCCUCUGAUAGAAUCCCUUGAAGAACUCUGUCACUCUAUUGCGUUGAUCGAAGAUCAGAUGCUCGUUGAAUCAGCUGAAGACCGAACGAUUGAUGAAGUUUCCUUGCUGACAGCUUUAGCGGAGCCUCUGAUGACGUUGCAGAGAAGCGUUUGUGUCCUUGAAGAACGAGUGCUCUCGCCUGACGUGGAACCGUUGCCUGAAGAAUCCAAUUGGAUCAACGAGUGCUUGGCAGUUCCUCUUCAGGAAAUAGAAAAAUCCAUCGCCGAGAUUCGGGAAUGUUGCGUCGUAGAGCCUGAGGAACAGUUGAGGAUGGUCACACUGGACUGGUCGGUAGUUGAGAAACUGGUAGAACCUGUGGAAGUCAUAAGAUCGACCAUCAUCGGUAUGGAAGAUACUGUUGCUGAAGAAAUGAAAAAGUGUACAAUCAUGAAGAAUCUGAUACAACCGUUGUCCGAGGUCCACGAGAGCUUCAUGCUGUUGAAGGAUAGAACAGACUUAACCGUUGCUGAAGAAGAAGCCAGUAUCGAUGCCAUAGUGGAUUCCUUAUCCAACCUUGAGAAGAGUAUAUCAUUUAUCGAAGAACAAACUGCUGAGAAAGUUGAAGACGUGUCGUCGAGUGCUAAAGAUGAUAGACUGGUGAUUGGUACUUUAACUGAGUCCUUGAUGCAGCUGAAGGAAUCUAUCAUGACUGUAGAAGAGUCUCCAACGGUGUACCUUGAGAAUCUGGAACAGCCUUUGAAGGAAUUGCAGUCAGCUUUGGAAAGUGUUUCAAAUAUUCGACGUGAAAAGGCAGAGAAAGAGAAGACGAAGAAGAUUGUUUCGUUGGAAGAAGCUACUAGGGUUUCGACAAGGUUGAAGAACUCGAUUAAAGAAAUAAAUGAUUCUAUUGAGUCUAUAGAUAAUAAGAUAGAGAGCUUCAAAGGAUUGUUGGGUAUCGAAGUUCAGAUUGAAAACGAGGCUUUGAAAUCCCUGGCCAAACCUCUCGAAGGACUUAAAGGAGGAAUUGAAAAAAUAUUGGAGAAGGAAGAGGUUGAAGGAUCGACUGUGGAUUCUCUUCGAAAACUUCGAAAUGCAAUUGGGAUUAUCCGUCAACAAUCGGCUGAUAAGCCCUUGGCUGAAUCAUUCCACUUUGAAACAGUGGAUAUCGUUGGAAUGUUGAGACCACUGACGCCAUGUUUGCAUGAAUUGGAGACUUGUACUGAAAAGGUUGAAACAGCCUGGAAGGAAAAUUCAGCUGGCGAAGGGUUGGUUGAGCUUGAAACACCUAUUUCGAAUUUGAUGGACACGAUAAAUAUCCUUCGUGAGAAAUUGUUAAGGCUGGAUAUUGUGUGGGUGACCGAAGAAGAGAAGAAGAAAAAAGAGGCGAGGAAAAAGGAAGAGGAGAAGGCUGAAAAAUUAAAACAAGAGGAAGAAGAGCACAAGAAGAAAGAAGAAGCUGAGAAAUUGAAACAAGAGGAGGAAGAGCGCAAAAAGAAAGCAGAAGCUGAGAGAUUGCAACGAGAAGAGGAAGAGCGUAAGAAGAAAGAGGAAGCUGAGAGAUUGAAACAAGAAGAGGAAGAGCGCAAAAAGAAAGAAGAGACUGAAAGAUUGAAACAAGAAGAGGAAGAGCGCAAAAGGAAAGAGGAGACUGAGAGAUUGAAACAAGAAGAGGAAAAGCGCGAAAAGAAAGAAGAGCCUGAGAAAUUGAAACAAGAAGCAGAAGAGCACCGGAAGAAAGAAGAAGCUGAGAGACUGAAGCAAGAGGAGGAGUGCAAAAAGAAAGAAGAAGCUGAGAAAUUAAAACAAGCUGAAGAGGAGGGUAUAAAAAGAGAGGAAGAAGAACGUAAGAAAACAGAAGAAGAAGAGAAACUAAGACAGGAAGGGGAGGCACGUAAGAAAAAAGAAGAGGAAGAAAAAAUAAAGCAAGAGGAAGAGGCACGUAAAAUAAAAGAAAAAGAGGAGAAAUUAAAACAAGAAGAAGAAGAACGUAAGAAAAAAGAAGACGAAGAAAAACUUAGACAAGAGGAAGAGGCACGUAAAAGAAAAGAAGAGAGACUGAAACUGGAAGAGGAACGCAAAAAGAAGGAAGAAGGGGAGAAAUUACAAUUAGAACAAGAGCGCAAGAAAAAGGAAGAAGAAGAUAAAUUGAAACAAGCAGAAGAGGAACGUAAGAAAAAAGAGGAAGAGGAACGUCAGUGGAAAGAGAAAGAGGAAAAAUUAAAACAGGAAGAGGAAAGAUUAAAACAAGAGGAGGAAGCACGUAAAAAGAAGGAAGAACAAGAAAGAUUAAAACAACAGGAGGAAAAACGUAAGAAAAAAGAGGAAGAAGAUAAUCUGAAGCGAGAAGAAGAAGAACGUAAGAAUAAAGAAAAGGCUGAAAAAUUAAAACAAAAAGAAGAGAAAUUGAAACGCGAGGAGGAAGAGCGCAAAAAGAAAGAGGAGCAGGACAGAUUAAAGCAGCAAGAAGAGGAACGCAAGAAAAAAGAGGAAGAAGAAAAGCUAAAACUUGAAGAGCAAGAGCGUAAAAAAAGGGAAGAGGCUGAAAAAUUAAAACAGGAGGAAGAACUUAAGAAGAAACAAGAAGCUGAAAAAUUGAAGCAGGAAGAGGAACGCAAGAAGAAAGAAGAAGCUGAAAAAUUGAAGGCAGAGGAAGAACGCAAAAAGAAAGAAGAGGCUGAGAAACUUAAGCAGGAAGAGGAACGCAAGAAGAAAGAAGAAGCUGAAAAAUUGAAGGCAGAGGAGGAACGCAAAAAGAAAGAAGAGGCUGAGAAACUUAAGCAGGAAGAGGAACGCAAGAAGAAAGAAGAAGCUGAAAAAUUGAAGGCAGAGGAAGAACAUAAAAAGAAAGAAGAGGCUGAAAAACUUAAGCAGGAAGAAGAACGCAAGAAGAAACAAGAAGCUGAAAAAUUGAAGGCAGAGGAAGAACUUAAAAAGAAAGAAGAGGCUGUCAAACAAAAGGAAGACAAGAAACAUAAAAAGAAAGAAGCUGAAAAAUUAGAAACAGAGGAAGAACAUAAAAGGAAAGAAGAAGCUGAGAAACAAAAAGAGGAGGAAGAACGCAAAAAGAAAGAAGCUGAACAAUUGAAAGAACAAGAAGAACGUAAAAAGCGAGAAGAAGCAGAGAAAUUAAAGCAAGAACAGGAAAACCGCAAACUUGAAGAAGAAUCCAAGAAAAAGAAAGAGGAGCAAGAACGAAAGCAGAAAGAACAAGCAGAGAAGCUGAAACAAGAAGAAGCUGAAAUAUCAAAGAAAGCUGAAUCAGACACACUGAAAAAGAAAGAAGAAAAAUUAAAAAGAAAAAAGGAAGAACUAAAACAACAGCGGGAAGAAGAUGAACGAAAAGAAAAAGAAGAGGCUGAAAAGCGAAGAAAGGAGCAAGAACAGAGGAAGAAGGAAAGGGAAGAGCGUGCCAAGAAAGAAGAAGAGGAAAGACUUAAGCGUGAGGAAGAGGAACGCAAGCGAAAAGAAGAAAAAGCAAAGCAGAAAAAAGAGGAAGAAAACCGCAGAAAAGCAGAGGAAGCGGAAAGACUGAAGAAAGAACAAGAAAAAGAAGAACAAAGGCGGGAAGAAGCUAAACGACGACGUGAAGAACAAGAAAAACAAAUCAGACAGGAAACUGAAAAAAUUCGAAAAGCAGAAGAAGAAAGAUUAAAAAAAGAAGACGAGACUCGUGAACGCAGAAGAAAGGAACGUGACCUCCGAAGACAGGAAGAAGAAGAGAAACUUCAUAAAGAGGAGGAGGAAAGAACAAAAAGGGAGGAAGAACGCAGAAGAAGAAGAAGAGAGGCUGAAAGACAAUGGAGAGAGGAUGAAGAAGCGAUCAGAAGAAAAGAAACCGAACGUUUGGAACGCAGGAGAGCUGAAGAUCGUCAAAAUCGGGAAGAAAUGGAACGUUUAAAAAGGGAAGACGAAGAAAGAAGACGCAGAAGAGAUGAAGACAGGCAAACGAGACACGAAGAAACAGUGAAAGCAUUGAAAGAAGAACACGAUCGUUUAAGGAAAAGGCAAGAAGAAGAAACAUCCAGACUUCGAAAAAGAAGACAGGAACAGAUAAGAGACGAUAGCUGGUCUAGAAUGAGACAAAGCGAAUCAGAUCAAUUGUUGAAGAAAAUGGCAGAUGAUUCUUUCAGACUUGGAACUAGUAAAACGUUUUCUUCGGACCUUGAUUUUCACAGAGAUAAAUCAUACAAAUACGAUUCUGGUUUUGAAUCUGCAUUGUCUAGUGCUUCGAGAUCGUACAGUUGGAGAGAUUCGUUGACUUCAUUAACUAGAAGAAGAGUUGAUGAUUUUAUUGAUUAUAAAUUAAGAGACACCUCGAUGGAUAGGUACUACUUUGAUACGGGUGGUUAUUAUCGAAGAAGAAGAAAGAGGGACGAUCGAAUUACUCGAGCUAGAUCAAUUAGUUUAUUAAAAUACGAUGACUAUUCGACCGGCGAUAGCGACACGACUAUCACACCUGCCAGUCCUAUAUUGUCUAGGUAUAGCAGAACGAAAACGAGAAGUCGAAAUGAUCUUGAUGAUCGAGGAUCGAACUUAUCGCUCUAUCUACCUCCAAUUAAAGACGAGAUUACACCACGUGAAAAAGGAAAGAAACCAUCGUUCUGCACAAGACUAACAAAUAGAACCGUAGGGGUUGGUAUGAGGACAAGAUUAACAUGCACCGUGUUGGGUCACCCGGAACCACGAGUUUAUUGGACGAAGGAUGGCGAGAAGCUCGAAACGAUUUCGAACAAAUAUCGAAUUCGAUUCGAUAACGGUAUGGCUUAUUUCGAAUUGCAUGAAGCGCUCCCCGAAGAUUGCGGACUGUAUACAUGUGUUGCCGAAAAUGUUCAUGGAAUCGCGAGCACCGAAUCCGCGUUAAAAGUUUACCCUGAUUUCCAACCAGCAUUGUCACCCCCUACCUUCACCAGGUCCAUUAAAGACACUUAUCGACCUUCUAACAAUGAAUUGAUCCUGGAAUGUCGAGUACGCGGCCAUCCUAUUCCAUUGAUCUCCUGGUUGAAAGACGGCUGCAUUUUGCAAGGUGAUCGUUAUAAACAAUGCUAUUUAGACGACGAUAUCUAUCGAUUGGAAAUCGCUGCACCGAAUUCGAAGGACAAUGGACGAUACACCUGCAGAGCGAUGAACGACCUGCGAACCGAGGAAAUCUCCCACGUGGUUCAAUUUAACGAACGAGAUCGACGAGUUACGAGCAAACACGAGAAACUUUACGACGACCACUUCAGCAUCGAAGCUUUCAGGAGGCCUCGUUUCUCUAAUUACUUGACCGAUUACAGUGUUCCAACUGGUGGCACAGUUGCUUUGCAAGUCGAAGUCAAAGGAGUACCAGCACCGGAAGUAAGAUGGUUCUGUGGCGAGAAAAAGGAACCCGUCUCGAUUCCAAAGGCGAAGACAUUCACGGAAUCGGGUGUGCAUACUUUAGUCCUACCGGAAGUGACUGAAUCCGAGAGGGGCACGUACAUGUGCAGAGCAAUUAACGCUUACGGUCAUGUGGAUAGUAUCGCCAUCGUGGAUGUGAUAUCACCGAGUGGCAGUGAUAGUGGAAAACCUGCCAUGUUCGUCUCGAGACCCGUGGAUAAAUCCAUCACAGUCACCUCUGGAGAGGAUGUCAGUGUGUCGUUCAGAUUUUCUGGAGUGCCAAAGCCAAAAAUCAUCUGGAUGAAAGGGUUAAAGGACAUCACAGAUGGUCCUCGAUCUCACAAGGAAGUAAUCGAUGACUAUGUGAGAUUAACCUUGAAGAGGGUGGUUCCUUCUGACGAGGGUACCUAUUGCAUACUUCUGAAGAAUAGAUACGGUUGCGACAGAAGUUUCUUCUCCCUCAAGGUGAAACAACGUGCGAGAUCGUUAACACCUGACUGGAGUACCUUGAGCAGCCGCACAGAAACCGGAAGUCUUCAUGGUAUCUCGAGCGAAAGUCGCGAUGAUGAAAUGUCCUACGUGAAAAAUGUUCCAGGGCCUAUUAGCAGUGAACCAGUCGUCGUUGAUGGAGGAAAAAAUUGGCUAUCAUUAAGUUGGGGAAAAGCUGAAAGGAGAGGACCAGCACCUGUCAUCGCCUAUAGGGUUGAUGCUUGGUUAUUGGGAAGCGACGGUGGUGCACGAUGGGUCGAGCUGGGAAUGACACCUAUCAACGCGUUCGACGCGUUCAAUCUGAAGCCAGGAGGCGAAUACAAGUUCCAAGUGACACCAAGGAAUCGUUAUGGAUGGGGCGAGUCUGUGACGAUGACGAACUCUGUGAGGGUCAGCGAGACCGUCGAUCUUCCGGAAUUCACCAAGAUCUUGCCAGGUCAGCUCAAGGUCCUCGAAGGAACGACAGUCAAAUUGGAAUGCGAGAUUCGAGUUGAUUCACACGUAGACGUAAAAUGGUACCGAGAAUCUACAGAGAUCGAUCCCAAUGAUGAUCCCAGAUACUCGAUCUUUUAUAAUGGAUCCAGGUGUUCGCUUACCAUUGAAAAGGUGCAGGAAAGUGAUAAUGGAAGAUACGUUUGCGAGGCAAGUAAUCUGGUUGGAAAAGCAUCGUCCUUCGCCAGAGUGCUCGUCGUCGAUGAUCCGAAGAUCAUCGAAGCCGAUGCAAAACUGAAAUCAAGGCUUUUGGGAGACGAUACGGAAGACCGACCACCAGAAUUUACCAUGAGAAUCCGAGACAGGAGGGUUCAAGCCACGUAUCCCGUAAGAUUAACUUGUCAAGUGACAGGACAGCCGGUUCCAGUGGUUACGUGGUACAAAAACGACACCGAGAUUCGUCAAGAUGAGCGCCAUAUAUUCUGGGACGACGACUCCAACUUCCACACCCUAGAGAUCACUCAUUCCACGCUAGAAGAUUCCGGCUGUUACAUGGUCACAGCAAAGAAUGCGAAUGGUUCGGUGUCCUGUCGAUGUAUCCUGGUCGUGGACAAAGGAAUUCGUGCUUACAUAGCCCCAGAAUUUUUGUGCGGCCUCGAUGCUGCUUAUACGGUGAAAUUGGGUGGAGAUCUAAGAAUGACGGCCCAGAUCGAAGCGUAUCCCAGUGUCGGCGUGGUGUGGCAUCGUGAUGGAAAUCGUCUUCGUCCCAGCAGAAGAACAGUAAUGACCCUGAACCAUGAUGGUACCGUUGAACUUUCCUUGGCAAAGGUAACUGCAAGGGAUGCUGGUGUUUAUUGCUGCACAGCUACCAACGAAGUUGGCCACGCUGAGACCUCAACGAGGGUGUCCAUUAUUGGCACUGAGACUGAAGGUGAACAGACGUCCCUCGAUGGAGUGCCAACUGUGACACUGGCUUCGUCCGAUAUACCAUACUCGAAGGAGCCAUUGUUCGUUACGAAACCUCUGUCCACCGAGGCUAUCGAGGGUGAUGCUGUGAUAAUAUCCUGUGAAGUGGUCGGUGAUCCGAAACCGGAAGUGAUGUGGUUGCGCGACUUUCUUAAGCCUGACUACUACAGGGACGCAGCCCAGUUCAGGCUGGUCGGCGAAGGACCUCAAUAUCGUCUGGAAAUACCGUAUGCGAAACUCGACUUUACGGGAACCUACUCCGUGAUAGCUCGCAACUGCCAUGGGGAGGCGAAAGCCGUGAUUUCUUUGCAGAUAUACGCGAAAGGCCAAGGUAAAGAGGAGAAGAUGAAGAAAUCAGGGGUUACACACGGCAAUGUACUGACUUUACCGGUGAUCACGAGAGAGCUUCGGGAUCUCAGGUGUUGCGAUGGCGAUGCUGUCACCCUUGAAUGCAAAGUUCAAGCUACACCGGAGGCACCUCUUGUUCGAUGGGAACGCGGAGGAAAGAUUCUACAAAUGAGCGGGGAUUUUUCAUCGGAAUUCGACGGAGAAACUGCUCGUUUGAGUAUUCAACAUGUCUAUCCUGAAGACGAGGGCGAAUACACCUGCGUGGCUUACAACGACCUCGGCAAAGCAUUUACAUCGGCGUGUCUAAUAGUGGAUGUUCCUGAGGGGAAGGAAAAUGUUUUGUGCCAAAGACUUACGAGGCCUGCGGGUUUGUUGUCAGCAGGAUCUACACCGAGAUCGACGCCGCGAUCGACGCCGAUUAGAAGCUUAUCUCCAGCCGUGUCGCAUGGCCGAGAAUUGAGGUCUCCGCAGCUUUUACCGCGAAGCAGAUCAAUGUUGAGACGACCAAAAAUCAGUCCGCCGAAAUUUUACGCGGUUCCGCACAACCGGGUCGUCGAGGAAGGUGAAACCGUACGAUUCCAGUGCGCCGUGGUGGGUCAUCCAACGCCGUGGGUGAAAUGGGACAAGAAUGGUUUAGCGGUAACCCCUACGGCGAGGAUCUCUAUAAAAGAAAGAGACGAUGUUAAAAUAUUGGAGAUCGUCGAAGUUACCCAAGAGGACGCAGGAUUGUACAGAGUGAUAGCGGAGAACGAUUAUGGUCGCAUCGAAGCGAGUGCUCGUCUGGAAAUUAUAAAUCGUCAGUUACUUGGCCCAGUGUCUCGAACCAUCAGAACCAGGAGUGCAUCGCCCAGAACUUACCCAUCUUUUGGUCGAAGCCUCUUAGACACGACCAGUAGAAUAAAUGGACGAUUAUAUCUUGAUUGUAGCAUCAGAGGAACGCCGAGUCCGACACCAACAUGGUUCAGAAAUGGACGACCGUUGGAACGAUCGAAUCGAAUAAAAAGAUACUUCGAUGGUAAAACCGCCAAAGUAGAAAUUUCAAAAGUGAAAGCAAGUGACGCGGGUGAAUACACCUGCGUGGCAACGAACGUCCUUGGUUCCACGAAAAAUACUUGUCAGGUGAUCGUUCUUGACCCCCAUGAUCCGUCUACGUCUGACAAAAAUGCACCAAAAUUUUUGCAAUCCCUUCCUGAUGAAUCUAUCGUGAUGGAGGGCCAUUGCUACGAGCUUCAAACUAGGCUCACGGGCACUCCACCUUUCUCAGUCACUUGGUUGAAAAACGAUCGCGAGAUACCUGACAACGAUUGCUGUAAAUACAUAAUAUAUGGCGAUGGUGGAAUCGCUCUUAGGUUGUCGAACGUUUGUUCAGAAGAUGCUGGAGAAUACACCUGCCUUGUUCGUAACAAUUUCGGAGAAGCGUCUUGUAACGGUCUCUUUGCUGUUCAAGAUUACAAAGGUGUUCCGAAAUUGGCACCGCAGUUCACCAAAACCCCAUUGUCUGUCAUCACGUCGAAAGGUGAGACUGCGUGUUUCUGUGCUCGAGUGCAAUGUGGAAAACCCAUGGAAAUCGCAUGGACGAUCAAUGGAAAAGAUGUUAAAGAAAAUCCAAGGUGUAAGAUUGAACAGGACGACAACGUGAGCAUUUUAAGGAUACAGGACGUGUCUGCUCGAGACGUUGGCGAUAUUCGAUGCACAGCAUCCGUGAUCGGAAAAGGGCCAUCGAUUAGCUGCACAGCACAAUUGCAAUUAAAUCGACCCGUCCGCAAUAUCGAGGACUCCGCAUCGAAGUGCAAUAACGCACAGGCGGAAAUUCGAAAUGGAAGACCACCGCCAAAACCGGGCAAUUUCACUCGUAACAAUUCUCUGCGAAAAACGGCACGAGACGUCCCCUCCCUAUCUCAAAAUCAACGCAACGAAUCACCGAUGCGAUCAAGAUCAUCUUCGUUACCUCUGAGAACGAGUCCUCAACGAUCGUCUCCUGCAGCUACUCGAAGAAACACACCGAGUCCAUUGCCGGACACCAGAAAAGCUUCGGAAAAUAAACUAAUGAAGAAAGAAAGAAAUUUUAAAAAACUGGAGAGGAUCCAAAAAGAUGAAAAGGUUCCAUCAUCCUCAAAAGAUGAAGAAGCUACUAAUAAGCCUCCCGAUGAUAAACCUCGUUUGAAGAAUUCAGAGGAUGACGAAGAGAAGUGUUCGAUGUCGCUGAAUUCUGAUUUUAGUAAGACUGAAAAUGGUAGGAAACGAAGCCAGGAUAACGGUAAUAAACACGACGAUACCCCGAUAAUAUGCAUGGAAUGCGCGGUGGAAGAACCGGACGAGGCUUCGAAGAAGGACCAAGAAACGGUGACGAAAGCGGAGAAAGUGGAUUCUGUGAGAAAGGAAUUCCUAGCGGCGAGUAUAAUUAAGGUACCAGCUGACGUGACGGUGUUCACAGGAAAUAGGGUUGUCCUCAGGGUCACGUAUCGAGGUCAUCCAGAACCACGUGUCAGAUGGUUUCGAGCGGGGCGGGAACUGACACCAAACAAAAAGACUGCCAUCACCUAUGGCGGUGGAGUUUCCUGUUUGAUAUCAGACGACGUCACUGCCGACAAUGCAGGGAAAUAUGAAGUGUCCGUUGAAAAUGAAUUUGGAAAAGAUCGUCGAUGUUUCAGCGUUGCUGUUGAAGGACCACCCGAUCCACCAGCGGGUAUUCCCAGCGUGUGCUGUUCUCCAGGAACUGUCACCAUCAAUUGGCGAUCUUCGCCUUACGACGGAGGUUGCACGGUCACCGGAUACACCGUGGAGAUGAGCCAUCCAGGUGAAAACACGUGGACGAGGAUCGCGGAAUCCUGUCUCUCGUUGAGUCUCACGGCACCAGCUUCCGGGACGAACGCACCGAUACCUGGGGAAAAAUAUCGUUUUCGCGUCAGAGCAGAGAACAUCCACGGUGUCAGCGAACCUGGUGACGAGUCUGAAUUCGUCCGAAUCCCGAAGGAAGGGGAGAUGUGUUUACAGGAUGACGAAGAAGAAUUCGAAGCAGCCUUCGAGGCCCGAUUGGUGGAAAUGGAAGAUGGGCAAUUAUUCAACAAUCGAUACGAAGUAUUGGAAGAAUUAGGAAAAGGACGAUACGGUGUCGUGAAGAGGGUCGUCGAAAGAUCUUCCAGCACGAGUUUCGCCGCGAAAUUUGUAAGGACGAUCAAAAGCAAGGACAAGGAACAAGUUCGAGAAGAGAUCAAGAUCAUGAACAUGCUACGACAUCCGAAGCUUCUUCUUCUCGCUGCUGCUUACGAGAGUCCUCGAGAAAUUGUAAUGGUCACUGAAUAUAUUUCUGGGGGUGAAUUAUUCGAAAGGGUUGUCGCAGACGAUUUCACCCUCACUGAAAGGGACAGUAUAUUGUUCAUGAGGCAGAUCUGCGAGGGUGUUGAAUAUAUGCAUCAAAACAAUGUGGUGCAUCUGGACCUGAAACCGGAGAAUAUAAUGUGCAGAACGCGAACCUCUCACCAGAUCAAGUUGAUCGAUUUCGGUUUAGCUCAGACUCUGAAACCGGACACACCGAUCAGAGUACUGUUCGGUACACCGGAAUUCAUUCCACCGGAAAUUAUAAGCUACGAGCCGAUUGGCACCGAAUCGGACAUGUGGAGCGUCGGUGUGAUCUGCUAUGUUUUACUGACCGGUUUGUCGCCGUUUAUGGGCGAUAACGACGCUGAAACGUUCGCCAACAUUACUCGAGCUGACUACGACCUCGAGGAUCAGGCUUUCGACGCGAUAUCGAACGAUGCUAAGGACUUCAUCAGUGGUCUGCUCGUCAAACGAAAAGAAUUGCGAAUGUCGGCAAGACAGUGUUUGGAACAUCCUUGGAUGGCCCAGCACGCGGAAGCGAUGAGCAGGAUAGCCUUGCCGACGGAGAAAUUGAAGAAGUUCAUUGUACGAAGAAAGUGGCAGAAAACAGGAAACGCCAUUCGUGCACUGGGAAGAAUGGCAAUUCUUUCAGCGAACAGCAGACGAAGUCCAACGGGUACCGCUGAAUCCUCGCCAACCUCUGAACGUCCAAACCCCAUUGAUUCACCGCGCCCCAUCAAUUUCGACGUAUCCCCAACAACGGAAUCAAAGAAACAUGACAUUGAUGAUCGAACAGAGAAGAAAAAAUCGACGGGAGAGUCGGAUGUUCGAGAGAGAAACGUGUAUUCCUUCUGUUACAAGACGGAGGUGAACAUCUUGCCGGAAGAAACGUUAGAUUCCUCCGAGAGAGAAGAAGCACGAGUCUCGUCGGACCUUGACGAGGCGUCCCUGAAAAAUGAACCGGCCUGGGAUCGCGUAAGAUCGUGUUCUCGAGGAAAUGGAUCCGAAGAGAUUCAAGAAACUGACACCUCUGAAGAGGCACAGAAGCCAGACGAGGCUCACUUGGAGGAGCCAGUUCCUAUGGAGAAGAUCGAGGAGGAAACGGAAGAGAUAAUCACGCGAUGCCGCUACGAGGAGCGUAUCACGAUAAAAGAAGAAACUUUGUUUGUUCAAAAUUUCGAACCAGAAAGAAACACUUUAAACAUCGAGAGUUAUUCAACGUCCAUGACAUCGUGCAACGAAGAAGAUUAUUCGAACAAUAUAUCUGAAGAAGUUACUUCGAGUAUUAACAAAGAAACCGAUGUACCUGAGGCGAAUAAAGUGAAGACGAUACGGAAGAUCGAAGAGAAAAGAAUCGACGAAGAAAUAUCUGAAACGGAGAAAGUAUCAAAGGAGAAGAUCGAUCAAAAGCUUAGACGUGUCUUCAGAGGUGAUUCGAGAGACUCUGGGAUAGGCGAUUGCAUUUCGAAUUUGUCUUCUUCAUCGCAACAAGUGAACGAGCUUGGUAUAUCGUCGAUUAAAGAAGAGGAGACGGACAAUGAUAAUAAUAAUGGUAAUGCGAGAAGCGUGUCGAAGAAAGUGGAACAGUUUGAAAAUAGGAAAAUCUUCGUGGAGAAAAUGACUGAUAACGAGAUGACCCAGGAGAAUUCUGACGUUUCGGAUCCAAAGAAAUGUACCAAAGGAAGUAUCGAGGUAGAUACGCUGAGCGAUGUGACUAAAAUUAACCGACAGCAUGAAGCGGUCAACGAAAUUGAGGACCCAAGGCUAUUAAUUGGACGCGUUCGAAGUAAGUUCGUGCCGACCGGAAACGUGAGUAGGACCGCGAAAUUGUUCGAAAAAGAGGCAACGGCAUCGAAAUCACCGGCGAACGUUCCUCAAGUCCCGCAACGAACGUAUCCUGCGGUCCCUGUGGUGGCUGGAAAACCACAGAACGAAAGGAUACAGAAAGCUUUUGCCUUCUGGAAUAAGUAAAUCAUCCAAAUAUCAUCGUUAGGUAUACGUCAUUCACGAAUCCAAUAAUAUCGAAAAAGAUUGAAAAACAAGAAUCAUCGAUACGAUAGCGCGAACUUGAACUUUAGAAUUAAUCGUUAUUUUAAUCAUAAAAAUAAAGUAUUUAUUUAACAACGUUUCUAAUCAGUUCCACGUAGUUUGGGACGAUUGUUUACAGCACAAAACCCGAUAUUAUCGUUAAUCCCUUCUUCUUCUUUCUUCUUUUUCUUCUUUUUUUUUAUGUAUGUAUCAGUCUGAAAUUUUACCGCAAAUUUUUUUGUAACUCAAUCGAGAACGAACCAGGUUCGAUUUUUAACACUUAUCUGUGUAGAUACAUUAAAAUAUAAUUAUCGUGAUUGCCGUGUAGAAUGCUCGUGAAUAAUUGCCGCAAAAAACAAUGUAAAUAGCUGUCACUGACAUUUUACAAGCAUAGAUAUAAUGAUAACGUAUUUAUUAUUUCACCACGUUCGCACCUUUCUAGUUUUUUUUUCUGAACCGUAAGGAAGCGAUUACAUGUAUUAUCAUAAGAAAUUACAUAUGAAUUUCGAAAAA